This is a messenger RNA of Mus pahari (shrew mouse), 942 nucleotides long. RefSeq names its product olfactory receptor 5B12-like. The coding region runs from base 1 to 942 and encodes 313 amino acids. The record is from RefSeq and is a predicted model, not a curated record. Gene Ontology annotation, molecular function: odorant binding; olfactory receptor activity; G protein-coupled receptor activity. NCBI's taxonomy places the organism in Eukaryota, Metazoa, Chordata, Mammalia, Rodentia, Muridae. Gene Ontology annotation, biological process: sensory perception of smell; G protein-coupled receptor signaling pathway. Gene Ontology annotation, cellular component: membrane. The transcript has a single exon.
AUGCAUAAUAUUUCAGAAGUCACUGAAUUUAUCCUUGUGGGAUUAACAGAUACCCCAGGGCUACAGGUCCCUUUAUUUAUCAUCUUCACUUUUAUUUAUUUGACCACAUUGUUUGGUAACCUUGGAAUGAUUGGGUUGAUUCUCCUGGACUCUCACCUCCACACUCCCAUGUACUUUUUUCUCAGUAACCUCUCACUGGUGGAUUGUGUUUAUGCCUCAGCUGUCACUCCCAAGGUAAUAGAAGGGUUUCUCACAGAAAGGAAGAUCAUAUCCUACAAUGCAUGUGCUACACAGAUGUUCUUCUUAAUAGGAUUUGCAAUUAUUGAAGGUUUUCUCUUAGCAUCAAUGGCCUAUGACCGUCAUGCAGCAGUGUGCAAACCCUUACACUACUCUACCACCAUGACAACAACAAUAUGUACCCUGCUUAUUGUGGGUUCUUACAUCAAUGGACUCUUACAAUCUUCUAUCCAUGUUGCCUUCACUUUCCAGCUCUCCUUCUGCCAUUCCAAUGUAGUGAAUCACUUUUUUUGUGACAUUCCCCCACUACUGGCUCUUUCUUGCUCUAGUGUCUAUACAAAUGAAAUCGUACUGUUUAUCUUGGCAGCACUCAAUGUUGCUUUAACUAUAUUGAUUAUCUUGAUCUCUUAUGUACUUAUUUUUGUUGCAAUCUUGAGUAUGCGUUCUGCUGAUGGACAAAAGAAGGCCAUUUCCACCUGUGCAUCCCACCUCACCACUGUUUUAGUCUUCUAUGGCACAAUUAUCUUCAUGUACUUACAGCCCAGCUCCGCUCACUCCAUGGACACUGACAAGGUAGCAUCUGUAUUCUAUACCAUGAUCAUUCCCAUGCUGAACCCUCUUGUCUAUAGCCUGAGGAACAAAGAAGUCAAGAAUGCAUUUAAAAAGGUUACUAGAAAAGUGUUGUUUUCACUGGGAUUAGUCUAA